Molecule: messenger RNA, 1289 nt
Organism: Staurois parvus
Lineage: Eukaryota; Metazoa; Chordata; Amphibia; Anura; Ranidae
Source: the annotation of a GenBank genome assembly
AUGCCGUCCCUUCGCCUGUGUUCAGGGAAGGGGAAGAUGGAGGCGGUUGUGCUUCUGGUGUGGCGGAGGGACCCGGAGAAUGGCCGGUUGUGCCAGGCGGAGCUGCCACAGGGAUCCACCGUGAGGGAGCUCCUUCCCUCCAGCGGCCCGGGAAUAUCUUGCUGGGACUUUUAUGUGACCUGUAAUGGGCGACGACUUAGCAGAGAUGACGCUGUGCAGAAUGGAUACACUUACAGUGUGGAGCCGCGACUCUGUGGAGGAAAAGGAGGUUUUGGUUCCAUGCUUAGGGCACUGGGGGCUCAAAUUGAGAAGACUACAAAUAGAGAGGCCUGUCGUGAUCUCAGUGGAAGGCGACUUAGAGAUGUUAAUCAUGAAAAAGCCAUGGCUGAAUGGAUCAAGAAACAAGCAGAGCGUGAAGCAGAGAAGGAACAGAGGCGCCUGGAAAGACUAAAACGUAAGCUUGAAGAGCCAAAACACUACUUCACUGACCCAGAGUAUCACCAACAGCGCAGUGACAUGUCUGAGAGGCUGGAGGACUCUGUCAUCAAAGGUCUGCAAGCUUCUUCGAGUACAGUGGUUUCUCCAGAGUCAAGUGACUGUUGCAAACGUAGGAAAGAGUCCCCAGGUGGCAAAGGAAAAUCCAAGCAGAAAUUUCUAUGGACUGGAAUGGAAGGGAUGGAGGUUUCAAGCUCUGACAGUGACGUAGAGUCACCCAGCACAUCGGCAUCUUGUCACAGUGCAGAGCAGAGACUGCACAGCUCUGAGAGUGAUUCUGAUGAUCAGGCACAGUGUUCCUCAUCCCCCUUGAUAUUCACAAAGCCGAGCAACCACAUCAAUCUUGAUGAAGAGGCCACAGGCCAUGAACAGUUAGCUUCUGAUUCUGACCAGACAGAAAUUGUUGAAGAGGCUGCAGACAAUGGACAAUUAGUCUCUAACCAUGGCCAGACAGAACUUUUCGAAGAGGCCAUAGACAAAGGCAGCCAGUCUCUGAACCGAGCCAGACAGAACUUUCAGAGGCUCUGCCAGAACUUGAGAAACCAACCUUCACCCCUAACCCACCAAAGGAGUCUUUUGGCAUGGCCGCCUUUGACCUCAUGUCAUUCUCCUCUGCUGUGCAGCUGGAGGCUCUGGGUUUUGACAAGUUGAAAACGGAACUGAUGGCUCUGGGUCUGAAGUGCGGCGGGACAUUACAAGAGCGUGCAGCCAGACUCUUCUCGGUGCGUGCACUUUCCAAAGAUCAGAUAGACCCGGCUCUCUUUGCCAAACCAACCAAAGCAAAGAAAAAAUAA